AUGUCCACCUUUUACUUUGCCUCUGACCCCUACUUCAACCCUCAACUUUCCCUGCCCUCAAAAGAUGCCACCAAGGCGGCCCAAAUUGAGACGGUCCUCGCCGAGGUCCGCUUCCCCGUGGAGCGCAGUGACGCCCUGAAGGCGGCCCUUGCCGAGGAGCUGGCCCUGGGGCUGCAGAAGGCGCCCAGCCGCCCGAGCGCCUUUCCCAUGUUCAACACCAUGGCCACCGGGGCGCACUUUCCCAGCGGCGCCGAGCAGGGCAACUUUCUCGCCAUUGACAUUGGCGGCACUAAUCUGCGCGUCAUGGUCCUGCGGCUGACCAAGGACGAGGCCACCGGAAAAACUGAGCAGAAAAUUGAGGUGGACUUCUACGAGGCGCCCGACGAGGUGCGCAAGAGCAACUCGGAAAGGUUUUUUGGCUUCCUCGCCGCCUCAAUUCUGAACUUUGUUGAUAAGCACCGGCUGCGAAAUGACGCCGACCCUGGUUACCGAAUUCCUCUCGGUUUUACCUUCUCUUUUGGCUACGACCAGCUGGCGAUUGAUAAGGGCAGCGUCGUACAGUUCGGCAUCGAGACGAACAUUCCCGACGCCAUUGGCCGUGAUCCGGUAGAGUUGCUGCAAAAAUCGCUAAAUUCUAUCAAGGCGCCCGUCCAGGUAGUGGCCCUGGCGAAUGACGUCACCUCGACGCUGAUCUACGCCAAGUACCUCAAACCAGAGGCGACUGUGAGUUUAAUUUUGGGUUCGGGAACCAAUGUCGGCUACAUUGAGCAGGUGGCCAACUUUGGGCGGAUUGCCGGCAAAAGCUCGCAAGAGGUCUUUGGAACUUCGGACACCGUACAGGAGCUGAUUAUCAACACUGAACUGGGCUUCUUCGGCGACCGAGGCGAGAUGGACGGAAAGUGGAUCAGCCGCUUUGAGAAACAGAUUGACGCCAGCUCUUUCCUGCCCAGCGUGUACGUCUUUGAAAAGUGCGCCGGAGCGGCCUUUAUGGGCGAGCAUCUGCGGUACAUUUUGAUUGGCCUGGCGGAGGAGAGGCUCCUGCUGGGAGGACGAGUUUCCGGGGAGCUGACCACCAAAAACACCAUGUCCGCCAAGGACUGCUCGGAGAUUGAGGGCGCCUACUUGGAAAAGGAGAAGGACGGUGGAGCUAGCUUUAAGAAGGUGGUAACUAGUUUCCUCAAACGAUUGGGCUACUCGGAGGCGGAAGUGACUGCUGAUGACAUCNUGUACGUCUUUGAAAAGUGCGCCGGAGCGGCCUUUAUGGGCGAGCAUCUGCGGUACAUUUUGAUUGGCCUGGCGGAGGAGAGGCUCCUGCUGGGAGGACGAGUUUCCGGGGAGCUGACCACCAAAAACACCAUGUCCGCCAAGGACUGCUCGGAGAUUGAGGGCGCCUACUUGGAAAAGGAGAAGGACGGUGGAGCUAGCUAUAAGAAGGUG
Molecule: messenger RNA, 1437 nt
Organism: Rhagoletis zephyria (snowberry fruit fly)
Lineage: Eukaryota; Metazoa; Arthropoda; Insecta; Diptera; Tephritidae
Source: RefSeq, a predicted model, not a curated record